Scophthalmus maximus (turbot) is the source of this 2086-nucleotide messenger RNA. Its product is annotated as homeodomain-interacting protein kinase 1-like. Bases 447 to 1889 code for a protein of 480 amino acids. The transcript is spliced from 8 exons. Gene Ontology annotation, molecular function: protein tyrosine kinase activity; ATP binding; protein serine/threonine kinase activity. The record is from RefSeq and is a predicted model, not a curated record. Gene Ontology annotation, biological process: peptidyl-threonine phosphorylation; peptidyl-serine phosphorylation. Gene Ontology annotation, cellular component: cytoplasm; nucleus. NCBI's taxonomy places the organism in Eukaryota, Metazoa, Chordata, Actinopteri, Pleuronectiformes, Scophthalmidae.
GUGAUGUCAUGAAUCACAAUGAAGAUAUUGAACAUCCUGAGACUAAACCAAUCUGUGUUUACCAGUGUGUGCAUUGACUAAGGAGAGUGGAGACAUUGUUCAACUUCAGAUUUUAAAACUACACCAGACUUGUAUUUGUCCGAACUUGUUCCUUUGUGUUCAUUGAAACCAACAAAUGCCCAGUUGCUGCACUGACUACCAAAAUUAUAUUUCUUUUUGCAAAGGCACUACAUGUAACUCCUUUGGCUGUUAAUGCAUAUCCUGUUUACCGUAUGUAACUGCUGGAUUUGACUUACCUAACAAACUACAAACUAAAAACGUUUCCUUAUCAGUAGUUCAAGUCAGUGGCCCUGUGACAGAGAUGUUAUUUUGAUAGUGGUACAUAGUGUAUAAGUUUUGCUUUCCUCGCUGGGUUGGGCAUCCGGCAACUUAACACAGCUUUUAAGAUGUUCUCAAUGCUACCUGCUCAGAAUGACCAGUUGGUCACAGGAGACUGUCUCAAGUCAGGAUCCUCCAUCUACCAUGUACAGUCUAUCCUUGGAAAGGGGUCUUUCAGCAUGGUCGCAAAAUGCACAAGGAUGGACGACAUGAAGAUUGUGGCCAUCAAAAUGAUGAAGAAUGAGGACGCUUAUGUGAUGCAGGCCAAGGCAGAGGUGGAUGCUCUGACGAGACUUAGAUCACUGGACCCAGACAAAUGUAACCUUGUCCGAUGGCACCAGGUUUUCACCGACAGAGGACACAUUUGCUUGGAAUUUGAACACCUGGACAAAAGUGUUUUUGACUUCAUGAAGGAAAGGUGUUACCAACCUCUUCAUCUGAUUGAGAUCAGACCCAUCGCCCAACAGCUCGCCAAUGCCCUCAAUCACUUGAAGGCUGCUGGGAUGAUACAUGCAGACCUCAAGUUGGAAAACGUGAUGUUUGUCAACCAUCGACAGGAGCCAUUCAGAGUCAAAGUGAUUGAUUUCGGCCUAGCCCGGACUGUGUCGACUGCUAGGUCAGGCUCUUACAUUCAGACCUGUCACUACCGGUCUCCAGAAAUCCUUUUGGGACUUCCAUUCACAGAGGCCAUAGACAUGUGGUCUCUGGGCUGCAUGAUUGCUGCCAUGUACCUUGGCACCAUGCUCUACCCUGGCAUGAGUGAAUAUGAAAUGAUCAGGUACAUAGUGGAGACUCAGGGUCAGCCCCCAGACAACAUGCUCACCCUUGGCAGCAAAACUUGCUGUUUCUUCCAGAGAAAAGACACCUACUCCUCCACACUCUGGAAACUUAAGAGCCCAGAACAGUUUCAUAAAGAGACGGGGAUUCAGCCAAUGGAGAACAGGAUGUACAAGUUCGCCUCACUCGACAACUUCCUGAAUCUCCGGGUCAUCAACAGAAGGAAUUAUCAAGAUAAGAUUGCAGAGACGAGAGAUGUGGAGAUGUUCGUGGACAUGCUGAAGGGAAUGCUUAAGCUUGAUGCCUCCAAACGGAUUACACCCCGUCAGGUGCUGCAGCAUCGGUUCACCAGCAUGCACCACAUCAUCAACAUGUACCACCACAGCCACUAUGUUGUGUCCUGCUGUAAAGUAAUGGAUAUAUGCCAGAAAAAGGCCCCACUUGCCCACAGUGGUAAAACUGUGUGUGGAUCACAGCAGCAGCCCCCCUUCAGGACCGCCAACCCUGUCCAGUCCCACUGCAUCAACUCAAGUGCGUGCACCAGCACCACGACCCCGGGUUCAGACAGGCAAGGGAUGAAGACAAAUGUUGUUAAUGUAGAUGGGAAUAUAAACCCCACUGCCAGUGCUCUGAGGACCCACCCGGACAGCACCCACCCCCAUAAAGUCCAUGUCCUUCAAUCAGUAACCAGACCCAGAGUCAGGUCAUGUCAUGGUUGCAAAUAUACCAGAUGAAGAUGUAAGGCCAACAAAUACAGAUUUUAAAGCUGUCACACACAAGCUUUAGAUUUCAAGGCAGAUACCUCAUUGUUGUCCAAGUUCUAUAGGCCAAAUGAUAUUUCCAGGCCUGCCUGUUUUGUUGGGGGAAAAACUGCUGAAAAUCUGUCACAGUGCAGGUCACCAAUCUGAUAAUAAAUAAUAUGAAUAUGUCA